CAAAGAUGCAAUGGUCGAUAAAGUGUCGCGUUCCCGUUGUAAUUACGUAUGAAAAUUAAAACCAACCAACACGCUUCUUCUCUUCCUAUCUUAUUUUCUUCUGUCCAAAAUAGAAAAGUAAAACGAGUCAGGUUCUCAUUAGAUUCAGAUCAGUCGGUCGUUUCAAAUUUUCAGCUCAAAAAAUCUCUCUCGAGGCAACCAAUCUCUGCUCCAUUUUAAUAAUUCUUCGAGGUUAUAUUACAUAUAUCAACAACCACCUGGAGUUCCUUCUCUUGGGUGCUGGGUUUUGAUGAACAAGCUGGAAGCUCCUUGGAAGUAAUUCCCUCCAUAAUGGGUGUAAACGAUCAGUGGCAUUUACCAUUUCAACCUCAAUGAUGAAUGUUGUUGAAUAGCCCCAUUAUUUCCUACAAUACUUAAUAAAACCAACCGCCUUCAGCAAAGCAUUUUCUAUGGGAGAGUGGGUUAUUGGAGCAUUCAUCAACCUUUUUGGCAGCGUCGCCAUCAACUUUGGCACUAAUCUUCUUAAGCUGGGUCAUGAUGAGACAAAGGAUGAAAUUAAGAGCUAACAAAGACUGGUGGAGGAGAGGUUAGAAAAGAGAAAGAUUGAAAUGGCAAGAUGAUCAAAUACUUCCCAGAGGAACCCUGCUAAACUACACUAUAUGUAUUGCUAUUGUUAUUUUCUAAAGAGAGAGAAACAAUCUAUGGCUGACAGCGAUGGGACAAAUGGAAAAGCUGUAAUGAAGCCUAUUAUAUACUUCCACACGUGGAGAAUUGGUAUUCUUUUUUUUGUUUUCGGAAAUUGUCUUAAUUUUAUUUCCUUUGGCUAUGCUGCUCAGUCCCUCCUUGCAGCUCUGGGAUCUGUCCAGUUUGUGUCAAACAUUGCAUUUGCCUUCUUUGUGCUAAACAAAACUGUGACAGUCAAAGUACUUGUUGCUACAGCCUUUAUUGUUCUUGGAAACGUUUUCCUAGUCGCGUUUGGGAACCACCAGUCACCAGUUUACACAACUGAGCAGUUGGCAGAGAAGUAUGGCAACACUACUUUCCUGGCUUACUGUCUGAUUUUGGUUGUAGUUGUGAUCUUGAAUCAUUCAUUGUACAGAAAAGGAGAACUGCUGCUAAUUCUUCCAGGGAAUGACGUGAAGCACUCUUGGCACAUGCUUCUUCCACUUUCAUACGCCAUUGUUUCUGGUGCUGUUGGGUCAUGUUCAGUGUUGUUUGCAAAGUCUCUAUCAAAUCUCUUGAGAUUGUCGUUUUCAAGUGAUUAUCAGUUGCAUAGUUGGUUCACGUACUCCACUGUCAUAUUGUUUUUCAGUACAGCUGGAUUUUGGAUGGCAAGGCUCAAUGAAGGAUUGUCACUGUUUGACGCAAUACUUAUUGUUCCCAUGUUUCAGAUUGUUUGGACAUUUUUCUCCAUUUGUACAGGAUUUGUAUAUUUCCAGGAAUAUCAGCACUCCCUCUCUACAAGGUCAUCAAAGGUGCAUAAUGUUAGGUCUCAUUAUCUGAACUUAUCUCUGAGUAGUAUUGAGGUGGAACAGGUAUUUGAUGCAUUGCGAACUACGAUGUUCAUUCUAGGAAUGAUUUCUGUAUUCAUAGGCAUUUCUUUGCUUGCUCCUGAUGAAUCGAGAGGAGGAGAAAUCAAAGAUACAGCUUUGGAUUCUUUAGCUGCAAGUCAUGACAAUGAUGUGGACAGAUCUGUCAUGCCUUGCGAGGAUUCACAAAUGAAAGAUAUAGGAUCACUUACGCGUAGGGUGCAGAUGAAAGCCGCGAACAUGAUUGUUAAGAUUAAGGCUGCUUGUUCAUUAUCAUUGGGUUUAGGAGAAGAAUCAAUUCACGCUUCAUCAGUUCUUGCGAUGCCCAUGGUUUCUUCUAAAAUAACUGGUUUUCGAGCCAAUGGUUUGGACAGGAACAAGUUAUUUGCGUAUAGAGCCCCAGGCUGGAGUAGGAUUGACGAGGAUGGUGAGAAAUUAUUACAGACAACAAUACUUGCGCAGAACAUUAAGUAGGACUAGCCCACACAUUAACAUUCAUCCCAGAGCGAGUUUUUCAGUUUUUUUGCAUGUCCUGUUCUUAUACUUUUGUAAAGUUCUGUCAAGUUCUCAUUGUUUCCACUGUCUGGAAAAGCACACUAAUCUUGUCUUACGUGGCAGAGUUUUUAUUUCACUCUAAACUUUGAAAGCUUCCAAGUAUAAUGUGCCAAACUGAAGUUUGUUUCCUGCAGAGAACAAAUUGUUAGUUGGUACUUAAAUGAGAAAGCUUCACUUUGCUGUACUUUUUGCGUGCCUAGAACACACAUAAUGGUAUUUCUGUGAGAUGUACUGAGAAAAACUGGCGGAUAGCUUGAGAAAUAGAUAUCGGACUUUUUGUAUAUUUACAACAAAAAUGCAUAAUGUAAAAUUUGAAAUUUCAUACUAUUAUGUUAAAAGAUUAUGGCAUUCCAG
Molecule: messenger RNA, 2438 nt
Organism: Striga asiatica
Lineage: Eukaryota; Viridiplantae; Streptophyta; Magnoliopsida; Lamiales; Orobanchaceae
Source: the annotation of a GenBank genome assembly